Messenger RNA from Medicago truncatula (barrel medic), 585 nucleotides. RefSeq lists its product as uncharacterized. NCBI's taxonomy places the organism in Eukaryota, Viridiplantae, Streptophyta, Magnoliopsida, Fabales, Fabaceae. Gene Ontology annotation, molecular function: nucleic acid binding. Bases 1 to 585 code for a protein of 194 amino acids. The record is from RefSeq and is a predicted model, not a curated record. The transcript has a single exon.
AUGCAUAACAUUGUUCAUAUCGAUGAGAAAUGGUUCUACAUUACCAAGAAGUCCAUGCAUUAUUAUUUGCUACCAGAUGAGGAGGAACCAUUGCGCACUUGCAAGAGCAAAAAUUUCAUUGCAAAAGUAAUGUUUUUGGUUGCUGUAGCCCGCCCGAGAUUUGAUGCAGAAGGGAAUGAAGUAUUUUCAGGAAAAAUCGGUGUUUUCCCUUUUGUCACUCAAGAGCCAGCUAAAAGAAACAGUGUUAAUAGAGCUGCAGGGACACUAGAAACAAAACCAAUAACUUCGGUAACCAAAGAAGUUAGUAGAACUUUUUUAAUUGAAAAGGUUCUACCUGCCAUCAGAGAAAAGUGGCCAGAAGAUUGUGUACGGGAUCCGAUUUUUAUUCAACAAGAUAAUGCCAGAACUCACAUUGAUCACAACGAUGCAGAAUUUUGUGAAGCGGCUAAAUUAGGUGGGUUUGAUAUUCGCUUAAUGUGUCAACCUCCAAAUUCCCCUGAUCUAAAUGUCUUAGACCUUGGGUUUUUUAGUGCGAUUCAGUCAUUACAAUACAAGAAGCUCCAAAAACUAUUGAUGAACUUGUGA